AGAAUCUACGUGUUCCAAUCAAAAUAGUCCGAGCGGCUGCUUUCUGCGCAACCAAAGUAGCACUUUGAAGUGAAGUUAGUCAUCAAAAUAUGUAUUUUAUUUAUAUGUCUAUUUUGCAUGUAUACAGGCCACCCGUAGAGUAGUUCAGAUGUCGGACAACGCCGAUGAGUGGCAGGUUGCCCGUCGACGAAAAGGCACCGCGCGGAAAUCAAAAUCACUUCACGUGCCAUCAAAUUCAACAUUCUGCGAGGAACAGCUGGACAUCGGGAAAACUGUUAAACGUAUUCGAGACACAGUAUCUGAGUUGAGUUGUGAGGAAUUUUGGCAGGAAUGGAAAGAGCAGCUAAGGGUGGCAGAAUCCGCAGUUAUCCCCAAACGCGAGAACAAGGAAACAGAGGAGCCAACCGAUCAGCUUCAGAAGAGCAGAGAUGUCACACCAGGUCAGCAGCUGGAGUGUGUGUGUUAUGGCCUUGGCUCCUUUUCCUCCUGUGUGUCAGCUCGCUACCAGUUGGCCAUGUUGCUGCUGCUGCUGGAUUCAGGACAGAUUCCACUGAAAGACUGCUCUAUCUAUGACCCUGCAUUUUCCUCAGGAGAAAAGGAUGUUCUGAGAGAGCUGGGGCUGACUGUGCUCACAGAAAAUGAGGAGGGGAAGCAUUUGGUAUCUGGACCCACACUCUUUUACCUGAUGCAUUGUGGGAAAGCUCUUUACAACAAUCUUCUGUGGAGGAACUGGAACACACAGUGUCUUCCUUGGAUGAUAAUCAUUGGGAACAGCUUCAAUGGCAUGAGGGACAGGACAAUCGACAGAGAGUUCAAACGUGACUACAGUUAUAUUUCUCAAGCUGUGUCUGUGUGUGAGGAGAGACAGCUUCCUUGUCCAUCACGUCUGAUCGAUGUCUUUAGUGACACAGCUGUCAUCACCUUUCCAAACAGCAGGCUUGACGGAUUCCCACAAUCCUCCAGGGUGGAGCUGGCUGAACCACAGUAUGAACACUGCACUGAUUUGGAGAUCAUUAGGAAAGAAACAUCAAGCUGAGUUGGAACUACAUGCAGAACAGACAGAACUAUGUUUUUAAUCAUCGUCAUGGAUAUAAGCAUUUAGAAAUGAAAGUACUUUAAACUGAAGAAUGAAUCCUGUAAUACUCA
This is a messenger RNA of Cheilinus undulatus (humphead wrasse), 1146 nucleotides long. RefSeq names its product SRR1 domain containing (gene srrd). Gene Ontology annotation, biological process: microtubule-based process. The transcript is spliced from 6 exons. Gene Ontology annotation, cellular component: nucleus; cytoplasm. The coding region runs from base 149 to 1036 and encodes 295 amino acids. Lineage: Eukaryota; Metazoa; Chordata; Actinopteri; Labriformes; Labridae. The record is from RefSeq and is a predicted model, not a curated record.